Messenger RNA from Mus musculus (house mouse), 2797 nucleotides. RefSeq names its product proline rich 14 (gene Prr14). NCBI's taxonomy places the organism in Eukaryota, Metazoa, Chordata, Mammalia, Rodentia, Muridae. The coding region runs from base 1534 to 2697 and encodes 387 amino acids. The transcript is spliced from 9 exons. Gene Ontology annotation, cellular component: nuclear lamina; nucleoplasm; chromosome. The record is from RefSeq and is a predicted model, not a curated record.
CCGGGAGGCGGGGGGAGAAGAAAACGUUUGAGCCAACUGGUCCGGGGCGCCCGAGAACGCGGGGCGGGGAUCCAAGUAGGGCGGGGGCUUGGGGUGGGAUGUUACCGGUGGGCUGGACCUUCUGGGAUUGGAGUGAAUGGUCUACCGGUUGGUUUGACAGUUUAUAACCCAGAAUCCGGACUGAGUUCAGUGAUGAGUUUAGGCCUCCCCCAAGGGGAACUUCGUUAAGCUGAAGCUCUCAGUGGGAGGAGGCAAGUUGCGCGGCUUCUGAUUGGAAGAACCGCGCAGUAGGAUUCUUUCCACAGAGAUCCAAUUUAGGCGAUCUGGUAGGAGGGAGGGCUGUUACUAAGUGGAGUAAUUCUUUUGGAGCUCUUGCUUGGUGGGGCGAGGACCACAGAGGAAUCUAGCGGAAACGGAAGCCUCUCGGGACCGGGAUCCCACCGGAUCCCAGAGAACCUCAGGGAGGCAUCUAACAGGGACAAAGGUCCCAGGAGGCUCGAGCGGUGGGAGAGCUGUAACCUCCGCAAUCCAGUCUCGCGGCAGGUGCCAGGCAGGGCCCGAGUGAUCAAGGCGGCUGCAGCGGGAAGACCCGGCUCCGAGAGGCCGGCCGGGGGCGCCCUUUGGAGGAAGGGCCUGUGCCCUACCGGGAGCCGCAGGCGGACUAUGAAGGGCGGAGUCCCGGGGGAGGAACUGGCCCUCAUUCCCCACUCCCCCGCUCCCCAAUUUACCCCAGGCCUCAGCCUGGGAUACCCCAGGGACUCCCCGGAACCGCCGCUUCCCCCAUGGACUUGCCUGGGAACUCCAGGUGAGAGCGUACCCCGCCCGCCUGACUUGAGCUCGGGAGACGGGGAUGCUGACGGCUGCACCCGACUACAACAGAGGCAACAACAGGUUCAGGCAACUGUCUUCUACUUUCACCCUCCAGCCCUUUUACACAGCCAAGCCUGUGCCGUCAGCCUCUAUCUCGAGCAUCAUGGGAAGCCAGGAGCCCGAAAAGACCGAGGCUGCAGCCUUUGGGGACCCCUUCAUCCCUAGAAAAGGCCUCUCGGAGGGUCCUUGCCGUGGUGUUGGAAGAUGUCAUGACUACAAACAGGGUCCCCCUGACACACAAAGAGGACACUCCCAGCCCACUGACUCACAACCAUCAUCAGGAUCCUGUCUGCACACAGUCACCUGCUUUACCAUCCCAACAGGUCAAGUGGUCCAUGCAAGCCAGGCCUCCUGACCCACUGCAUUUGUGCAGAGAACCCUUGACUCGAGCCCGCCAGUCCUCGCCUGCCUUGAGAAUGAGAUCAAGGGCAGCAUCUGGCCCAGAGGAGAGCCCCUCAAAAAAGACAGACCAGGUCCCACAGCCCACCCUAGUGGUGGUACUGGAAGACAUUGCCAGUGGCAGACAACCAGCAGAGCACCUUCAGAAGCCUGAAGGGCCCGGGGAAGCACUGCCACAGAAGGGGUCUGGACUUGGAAGCACGCCCAACUCUUACUUUGUCCCUUCACCCGAGAGCUGAGCCUGUGACAAAAGCUGGUCAGCCAAUGCCUACACCCAGUGACCUAGAACCCCCAUUCCAACUGUCUACUCUACCUGCAGAUCCUCCAGAGAGUCCAGUACCAGAUCCUGCUCUGGAGACCCCGGUGAUUCCAACAUCGUCAAGCCUUUUACGACCCCGUCUCAGUCCCUGGGGCUUGGCCCCUCUCUUCCGUUCCGUCCGAUCAAAGCUUGAAAGCUUUGCUGAUAUCUUCUUCACACCUAACAAAACACCACAGCCUCCACCCCCUUCACCUCCCAUGAAAUUAGAAUUGAAGAUUGCCAUCUCGGAGGCUGAGCAGUCCAGGGCUACUGAGAAAAUUACAUCUGUCAGCCCCAGGCCCCCUAUCCGCCAGUGGCGGACUCAGUGCAAUUCCCUAGCACCUGUCUCUAAGUCAUCUCUGGGACGAAGCUACUCCUGCCCUGAUCUAGGGCCCCCUGACCCAGGUAGCUGGCCUCCUGUCCCAUCCCAGCCAAGCCAGUCCAGGCCCCGGAGACAUACUGUGGGUUGUGGGGAGAUGGCCCGGACCCCACCACCUCCUCGACCCUGUCUCCGGAAAGAGGUCUUCCCUCUUGGAGGAGUGGGAGUCUCUCCUUCUCUCACUACAUCUUGCUCAGCCAAUGCCCCUGCUUCCUUCUUCUGCGAGCCGGCAGAACCCAGGUUGGGUUCAACGAAGGGGAAGGAGUUAAGAGCCUCAAAAGACAAGGUGUUUUCUGAUCCAGAGACCAAGACCAUGGGGAAGGUUUCUAGAUUCAGAAUACGGAGGACACCUGUCCGUCUCCAACCAAACCUUACACCAAUGGGGCUGCCUCGACCAAUCAGGUUGAAUAAGAAGGAGUUCACUUUGGAAGAAAUUUAUACAAAUAAGAACUACCAAUCACCCACAACCAGAAGGACCUUUGAGACCAUCUUUGAGGAACCACGGGAGCGCAAUGGAACUCUGAUUUUUACCAGCUCUAGGAAGCUCCGAAGGGCAGUAGAAUUUCGGGACAGUAGCCUUCCUCGAUCCCGGCGACCAUCACGAGGGGUCCGCACCGCAGCAAGCAGAACCCUUACUCCCAACCUGGCACCCAGCCAGGAUGUGGGGUCUCUACUGCAAGAAAGGCUGAGGGAGCUAGAUGCCUUGCUCCUGGAGGAGGAGACAGAUAAGGAACACCCUUGUCACCUCUAGGAGCUCCAACUAUUUGUCCAUCCGUCCUUUAGGUAGGGGAGAAAUCUCUGAAUCAAUUGUAUUUUUUUUCUCUAUAUUUCUAUAAAGUUUUCAAUAUAUG